Molecule: messenger RNA, 3417 nt
Organism: Closterium sp. Naga37s-1
Lineage: Eukaryota; Viridiplantae; Streptophyta; Zygnematophyceae; Desmidiales; Closteriaceae
Source: the annotation of a GenBank genome assembly
CUAUCGGACAGCGGAAUAGCGGACUCGAGACCGUCGGAGCAGACAUUUUCAGGCAAUGAAAAUAAAUCCUCCUUACCACUUAAAGACGGAAAAAAACCGCUGCCAGAGAAAGCGCUUUGUGAGAUUCUUGACAAACUGCAAAAGAAGGACUUGUAUGGCGUGUUCUCUGUUCCAGUGAAUCCUGCUGAGGUUCCGGACUAUUUUGACGUCAUUUCUCACCCCAUGGAUUUCAGCACCGUGAGGGGAAAGGUUGCAAAGAAAUUCUAUACGUCAUGGGGCCAAUUCGAGGAUGACGUGUCCUUGAUCUGGAAGAAUGCCAUGAUCUAUAACGCCGAGGGGACCAUUUAUUACAAGCAGGCUAAGGCUAUGCAGGGAAUGGCUCAGAAGAUUUUUCCAGCAGCAGGUUCCAACGAGCUUUACCCAAGAUCUGGAUUUGGAAGGGGAUUUCGAGGUCGUGGAAGGGGAAGAGGUCAACCCGGUCGUCCUAAAAGGGUCCCUCUAUCUGAUCCUGCGCAGAAGGACACUCAGUCCGGUCGAAGAUUUCUGGGCCAGAGAAAGGAGGCGGUUCCGUUGGUGGAUGACAAGCAAGAUCGUUUGGUGUUUGGGAUGGACGAACGAUCGGAGAAUGCGUCCACCUCAUCACCUGGUGCUCCUGCAAUCACUGCAGCUGCUUUUGGGAAGCAGGGUUUGAAUUCGCUGCAACGGCUUGGUGGGUUAUCAUCCCCAGUAAGAGCUGGUUCAACCUCAUCGUCUGACCCUGGAGACAAGAACGCUGCAGACCAUCUGAACAAAAUGGUAGAAGGCCAUCAUGCAGUGUUUUCUCAGAAUGGCUUGAAAAAUAGCCCCCUCUGGGCGGCUCUUGAGGCUGGAAAGAUUGAUGGUCUUCUGGGGAGCCCUCUCAACUCAAGCAAGGGUGCUUCUGUGGGAGAUGGCAGUGGAGCCCAAGCUGUAGCAACCUCCAACCAAUCUGCACAAGCCCUGGCUGCCUCUGUCUCACAAGGAUCAUGGCUGGGUGGUCUUCCAGGCAAUGCAUGGCUUGCUGAUUUUUCAUCCCAGCAACAGCAAGCAGAGAACGCGACUGCGUAUGGAUCUCUCAAUGCUCGUACGCCCGCAACACUUGCUGACGUCCUGCAGCAGCAACAAGGGACUAAUCCAUCAACAUCCUCGUUGAGACCUGGUUCCUCAUCAGCUGCUCGGAGCAUGAUGGCUGCCCUGGAUAAACUGAAGGCUCAUCAUGGCCUUCACAGCAAUUCGGCCGGGUCGUCGUUCUCAUCUGCUGCAUUCAGUGCAGCAGCUGCAGCUGCGUCAAACCAUGCUUCUGCCUCUGCAUCUGCUGGUUUGCCCGUUGCUGAUGCGCAGCCUCCCGCGUCGUCCGGUCCAAACGAGGAUGCGGGAGCGUGGACAGUAGCGAACGACUAUCCCGAAGAUUACGUCCUUUUGUCGACGGAUCCGGAAGAUCUCGAGGCGACGCUGAGGCGAAUCGCGGAGGAGAACGAGGUGCUCAAGAGGAGGGUGGAGGAGGCGACGGCGGCGACGGCGGCGCAAGCGGUGCAAGUUGCAGGGGAGCGCAAGGCGGGAGUCGACGUGACCCGGCCGCGGGCGGGUGCUGUGGCUCCGUCUGCUCCGCCGCCAGACGUCGCAGCGGUGAUCGCCGCGUCGUCUGCGUCGCCUGCGACGGCUGGUGCUCCUGCUGUGGCGCCUCUUCCCCCGUCGCCGUCCCCUGCUGCUCCUGCUGAAGCGAAGACCACGUCAGCCGCCGCAUCUGCCGAGUCGCCGGGCGACGCAGCGUCGGCGUCGCAGCGGAACGCGGAGCUGGAGAGGGACAGGGAGAGCGCCAAGCACACGGCGGAGGGGAGCGAUGGGCCAAUUAAGAAGACUGAGAAUCCCAUAAGCAUUGUCUUCGUGGCAUCCGAGGUGGCACCCUACUCCAAGACAGGAGGCCUUGCUGACGUCACAGGCUCGCUCCCAUUGGCUCUGGCGGCACGUGGCCAUCGCGUGAUGGUGGUGGCGCCCCGGUACAUGAACGGCGUCACGGACAAGCUCUAUGCUGGCGCGUUCGAUUGCCAGUGCCGCAUCAAGUGCUUUCUCUCUGAGGGCGAGCAUGAGGUGGCCUUCUUCCACGAGUUCCGCGAUGGUGUUGACUUCGUGUUUGUGGAUCACCCAUCUUACCACCGCCCAGGCACGCCCUACGGCGACUCCAGAGGGGCGUUUGGUGACAACCAGUUCCGGUUCGCGUUGCUGUGCCAUGCGGCGUGUGAGGCGCCUCUGCAGUUGCCGUUUGGGGGAUUCACAUACGGGGAGAAGGUGGUGUUUGUUGCCAACGACUGGCACGCCGGACUCGUGCCUGUCCUCGUGGCAGCCAAGUACCGCCGCUAUGGUGUGUACAAGGACGCGCGCACCAUCAUCGCCAUUCACAACCUGGCCCAUCAGGGAGUCGAGGCCGCAUACACCUUUGGCAGCCUGGGCGUGCCUGGGGAGUGGUACGGGGCGCUGGAGUGGGUGUUUCCCGAGUGGGCAAGGAAGCAUGCUCUGGACAAGGGCGAGGCAGUGAACAUCCUCAAGGGGGCGAUCGUCACUUCUGACCGCGUGCUCACUGUUAGCCAGGGCUACGCGUGGGAGAUCACGACAGGGGAGGGUGGAUGGGGGCUGGACGGGCUUCUGCGAGGAAGAAGCAUCGUGCUGAAUGGAGUGACGAACGGCAUAGACACGGUGGAGUGGAACCCUGCCACGGACAAGCACAUCCCCUCGCAGUUCACUGCAGAGGACCUGGAGGGCAAAGCAGAGUGCAAGGCGGCGCUGCAGAAGGAGCUGGGGCUGGCUGUGCGGCCAGAGGUGCCCCUGAUUGGGUUCAUCGGGCGUCUGGACUGGCAGAAGGGGCCGGACGUCAUUCAAGCAUCGCUGCCUGAGCUCAUGACAGACAACGUGCAGUUUGUGAUGCUGGGCAGUGGAGAACCGGACUUGGAGGAAUGGAUGAAGUGGGCGGAGGGCGCUUACCCCGACAAGUUCCGUGGCUGGGUGGGCUUCUCCGUGCCCAUGGCUCACCGCAUCACUGCCGGCUGCGACAUCCUUCUCAUGCCGUCGCGCUUUGAGCCGUGCGGGCUGAACCAGCUGUAUGCAAUGCGGUACGGAACGGUGCCAGUGGUGCACGCGACGGGCGGGCUGAGGGACACUGUCGAGGAUUUCAACCCGUUUGCCAACGGGGGUGCAGGCGCCGGCACGGGGUGGUCCUUCUCGCCUCUUACUCAGGAAGCCAUGAUGGGGGCAUUGUGGACGGCCAUUCAAACGUACCGUGAGCAUGGGGAGUCAUGGGAAGGCCUCAUCCAGAGGGGUAUGACUCAGGACAUGUCGUGGAAUCGGGCGGCGCAGCAAUACGAGCAGAUCUUCGAGUGGGCCGUGAAGGACAAGCCAUAUGCUUAG